Messenger RNA from Mycosarcoma maydis (corn smut), 978 nucleotides. RefSeq lists its product as uncharacterized. Gene Ontology annotation, cellular component: mitochondrion. NCBI's taxonomy places the organism in Eukaryota, Fungi, Basidiomycota, Ustilaginomycetes, Ustilaginales. Gene Ontology annotation, biological process: regulation of lipid metabolic process. The transcript has 2 exons. Bases 1 to 978 code for a protein of 325 amino acids. The record is from RefSeq and is a predicted model, not a curated record.
AUGGCGACGGCCAAGAUUGCCACAUUGGCUAUUCGAACGCUCGCCAAACCCAUCGCUACACAGCUCAAGAGUCAGGCAGCUCAACAUGAAUCGUUCAAAAGGAUUUGCAUCGCACUAGCACAACGAAUGCACCGUACCGAGAUGGCAUUGCGGACCAACCUGCUUCCGAAUGGCGUACAGCAAAAAGUGCGUCCUCUUAACGAUGCUAAAGCGAUAGCUAACGGGGCCAAUGCAAUCUCGGAAGGGUUUCUGUUCUUUGUCGCUGCAGCACUGAUUCUUGGAGAAACGUAUAGAGGAUCGAGGAAGAAGGCGGAGCAACGAGAUCGGACCGAGGACUCGCUCAACCAGCUCAAGGAGCAAGUGGAGAACAUGGCGUCGGUGCUAGGCAUCGAUCUGGAGGAGCUCCAACAGUUGUCGGAACAGGAACAGGACGGAAGCAAUCAUUCUGGAUCAGGAUCAUCAAAUGCUGGCUUAGUCUCGAACCGUCGAGCGGAUGGCAACGGCGACGUAACAGAAGAAGCGGAUCCCUCGUUGGUGGAAGCACGCUUGAAAGUAUAUAGAGACAAACAAGAUGAGGAUCUCAAGAACAGACAGUUACAGGCGGCAGUAUCAGUGUUGCUCAACCUCGCCCUCAAGAAUCGCUGGGUGGUGGGACCAGAGGCUUUGGAAUUGGAGAGCAUUUUGGGCAAUCGACAGACAACUUUAGCGACAGCCUCGACAUCUCCAACGCACGUUGCGCAAAACCAGCAGCCCCCAAGCACAUCCAACGCGAUUCCUGAGCGUGGCUCGGCUGCAUCGACAUCCUCGUCUGGCGACGAUGAAUCAGCUCUUCGACCUUCUAUCAUCCAACAGGUUGCUUUGGAACGCGCGAAAGCAUUGACAAGAGAAGUCCGGUCCCCAGGAGAAACCGAUUCGCAACCUCUAGACGUAUCCUUAGCCAACUUGCUAGCGCAACAUGGGCAGACAGCUUCAACAUGA